Messenger RNA from Oncorhynchus nerka (sockeye salmon), 4409 nucleotides. RefSeq names its product zinc finger protein 664-like. Gene Ontology annotation, biological process: regulation of transcription by RNA polymerase II. Bases 505 to 1782 code for a protein of 425 amino acids. Gene Ontology annotation, molecular function: DNA-binding transcription repressor activity, RNA polymerase II-specific; RNA polymerase II cis-regulatory region sequence-specific DNA binding. Lineage: Eukaryota; Metazoa; Chordata; Actinopteri; Salmoniformes; Salmonidae. Gene Ontology annotation, cellular component: nucleoplasm. The record is from RefSeq and is a predicted model, not a curated record. The transcript is spliced from 5 exons.
UCUAAAGAACAUGUAAUAACAUGCUAGGUAACAAAUACGUCAAGGUAUUAUCACGCUUGAUAAAGUUUUUAUGUGCUAUUUUAAUGUCAAAACGCGUGAGUGAACGUGAUCACUUUUUUUUUUUUUUACAUAUCACAUAGUGACUUUGGGUUAGUCUGAGUGGAUGUAUAUAAUUUCGUCAAGGUCAUUUCAUUAAGGAUCAAUUUAUUUUAAAUUUCUGGGUUCGUUUUACACGUCGUUUUUGGUUUUGUGUAUAGUUCAGGAGAUGGUAAAAUGGCGGAUCCCCCUCGGUCUGCAUCAACGUACUGCACUGAGGGUGCAGCAGAGAAAGACAAUUUUACGGUUGCACUACUGUUUUGGAGCUAAAUAUUAAGUCUGAGGCCAGUAACAUCAACAGUGAGGACAAACCCAGCCUUCCUCUCUCCUUCCACACUGAGUUCAAACCUACAGUCACUGGGUCCUGAUUGUGACAGUGGAGCACAGUUUGCACUGCAGGAUCUAGAGAUGGCAUCAGUGAAGCUGGAAGACUGCAGUCAAACACUGGAGCUGAACGUCAACAUUAAAGAUGAAGAAGAGGAGGAGAAGAUUGGGACAUCUGUUUCUCAUGGUAUGAGACCGUUAACAUCAACAGUGAGGACAAACCCAGCCUGCCUCUCUCAUUCCACACUGAGUCCAAACCGACAGUCACUGGGUCCUGAUUGUGACAGUGGAGCCCAGUUUGCACUGCAGGAUCCAGAGAUGGCAUCAGUGAAGCUGGAAGACUGCAGUCAAACACUGGAGCUGAAUGUCAACAUUAAAGAGGAAGAAGAGGAGGAGAAGAUUGGGACAUCGGUUUCUCAUGACUAUGUCCAAACCUAUAUUCAUUCACUGGGUCCUGAUUGUGACAGUGGAGCCCAGUUUGCACUGCAGGAUCCAGAGAUGACAUCAGUGAAGCUGGAAGACUGCAGUCAAACACUGGAGCUGAAUGUCAUCAUUAAAGAUGAAGAAGAGGAGGAGGAGGAGAAGAUUGGGGAGUCUGUUUCUCAUGGAAACCAUGUUGCCACGUUCUCUGCAUCCAGAGAGCAACAGCAGGAAGAUCAUAGCGCUAAGAGAUCUCAUCACUGCCCACAUUGUGAGGAGAUUUUCCCAUUUCUAUCAAAGCUGAAAAUACACCUAAAAAUACACACAGGAGAGAAUCUGUAUUCCUGUGCUGACUGUGGGAAGAAUUUCACAACAUUAGAGGUUCUGAUCAUUCAUCAGAGAGUGCAUGAACGGAUACACACAGGAGAGAAGCCUGUGACCUGCUCUGACUGUGGAAAGAGUUUCUCUCUACUGAGCAACUUAAAACGACAUGAACGCAUACAUACAGGAGAGAAGCCUUACGUAUGCUCUGACUGUGUAAAAUGCUUCACAACAUCAACUGAGCUAAAACGUCAUCAGAGAACACACACAGGAGAGAAGCCUUACUCCUGCUCUGACUGUGGAAAGAGUUUCUCUCAACUGAGCAACUUAAAAGCACAUGUACGUAUACAUACAGGAGAGAAUCCUUACUCCUGUUCUGACUGUGGGAAGAGGUUCUCUCUACUGAGCAACUUAAAAUCACAUGAACGUAUGCAUACAGGAGAGAAGCCUUACGUAUGCUCUGACUGUGUAAAAUGCUUCACAACAUCAACUGAGCUAAAUCGCCAUCAGAGAACACACACAGGAGAGAAGCCUUACUCCUGCUCUGACUGUGGAAAGAGGUUUUCUCGACUAAGCACCUUAAAAAGACACCAAGGUCAACAGAAAGGACCAUUGAUCUGACUGGAAAAUGUGUUAAAACAACAGCUGAGCUUAAAGGUCAUCAGAGAGCACACAUAGGAGAGAAGGGUUGUGGAAAUUUCCUGUAUUACCAAAUCACGAGAGAGCAAACCACACACAAGUCAGAGUUAUCAUAAAGUCCAUCUUUAAUUAUAUGAGCGUCACCAUAGCCCUGUGACUCUCAGAUCAAUUCAGUGUCUAUAAAUGAAUUCUCUGAGAGUUCUUACAUAUUGGCAACUGAGAUCCUUUAUAGCAAAGACACACAUAGCCAGACAGCAUUGGCUAUAAAUUAUCGUUCAGUUUGGUCUCCUAAACUAAGUUCUUAUCUUGUUCUUGCUCCCACUUAGAACCAAAAACAUUACCUCAUCCAAUGGCAUAUAUCAAAUACACCCCCUCCUGGACAAGAUCAGAAAAGACAGUGAGCCUCUUAGGUCAUAUACUAAAUCAAGAUAAGGGCAACCUCAGAGAGGACAUGUAAAUAGUUAGACACAUUCCCAUAAGAAGACAGGCCUGACCUCUCCCCUCUCUGGGGCCCAAUGUGACUAAGCCCUGGCAGAGAAGGGAUAACUGCAAACAGUAUUAUCCAAAAGAAGACAUUCUAAUGACAAAUAUCUCACAUAAGCAUUAUUAUGUAAAUACAACCUCUUAUUUAUCAAUGUUACCUAACUAAUUCUGAUUCUGCUACUACAGAAGCAGUCAUCUGCUCUGACUGUGCGUCAAGUUUCUAUCUUCUGUGCCACUUAAAAUGACUUGAACGUGUACACACAGGAGAGAAGCCUUAUCACUGCAUUCAUUGACUGUGAGAAGAGAUUCUACAGAUUGGGCCAUUUAAAACGACACCAAUGUGUACAUAAAGGAGAGAAACCUCAUCAGUUCUCUCAAUCCAACUAAGAUUUGACACUCAACUUAAUUCUCAUCUCAUAAAAUAAUUGGCAACGUUGAAUUGGAUCAAAUGAAGAAAGCGUAGAACACUGUAUUGUAAACCUAUAGUUUCUCACUGUGAGAGAACUGUGCAGAGGAGAGGGAGCGUUAUAGUAUGUAUAUUAUCCUCUCUUUACUGAUCAGUGUGCACCUUGUCAGUUUUGGUGUGUUUUGUUAGAUUAUACUGUAAAGAUAUUGAGAUGGCCUUGGAUUUGGCCUUAGGCUUUAAUAUCCUCUGUGAGGCGUCUCACAAUGGAGUUGUUGACUGGGUGGUACUGCUUCUCUCUGCAUUUUUCCGUGGGAAUGAGCUGGUAGACACAACAUGUACAGAGUGUACAAAACAUGAAGAGACGCCUGCUCUUUCCAUGACAUAGGUGAACCCAGCUGAAAACUAUAAUCCUUAAUGAUGUGGUUUUUAUUAUGAAUUUAUUUUGGAUCCCCAUUAGCUUUCAGCAGAAAACAAGAUACUGCAGUUGGAGUUGGCUAAGAAAUGAAAAGACGACGCUGGAGAAUUUGAAAAACAUUGCCUGGCCUGAUGAAUCCCUGUUCCUGCUGUGUCAUGAUGGGAGGACUAGGGUAUACAGGAAACCACUAGUACAUCCAUCAUGCCUCGUGUCAUCUUUGCAGGCUGGUGGUGAUGGUGUGGAGUUUGUAUUCAUGCCACACUCUGGGCCCCUUGAUAAAAGUGGAGCAACUUUGAAUACCACAGGAUUUCUAAACAUCAUGGCCAAUCAGAUUCACUGCAGCAGUGUAUCCAUCUGCAAAUAGAUUUCUUCAGCAGGAUUAUGCCACAAGGCUUGUCCAGGAAUGGUUCCAAGAACAUGACAGCGAAUUCAGCAUGACAGCGAGUCACCAGAUCUCAAUCCAAUUGUCCAUCUGUGGCAGGAGAUGAAACAAGCUAUUCGGAGUAGAGAUCCACUCCCAGCUAGACACAAUUGUGGGAAGAAUUGGGCCAGAAUCCCUGUGGAAUGAUCUCAACACCUUGGAUAGUCCAGACAAAUUGAGGCUAAUUCUGAGGACAAAGGGGGGGGUGCAACUCAAUAUUAGGAAGAUUUUUUGUACACAAUGUAUAUCAGAUAAAGAUGGUGUGAUGAUCACUUUUAAGCAUUUGUUUGGGUCGAUUAUUUAAUAUUACUCAACUUUUGUUUAAACAGUGAAUCUACUUGUGUUUAUUAAAAUUGUCUUUUAAUACUAGAUUUAUUAUUUUAGUCAUUGAUGAUGAAUGUAUUUGAAUAACUGUAUUGAAUAUAAUUGAUCUGGUGGCAGGUAGCCAGCGGUUAGGAGUGUUGGGCCAGUAACUGAAAGGUUGCUGGUUUGAAUCCCAAGCCGACUAGGUGAAAAGUCUGUCAUUGUGCCCUUGAGCAAGGCAAUUAAACCGUAUUUGUCCUGUAAGUUGCUCUGGAUAAGAGCAUCUGCUAAGUGACAAGAUUGUAAUGAAAAAUGUUUGUAGAUAAAUUUAUGUUCGGCGGGUUAGCCUAGUGGUUAGAGUGUUGGACUAGUAACCGGAAGGUUGUAAGUUCAAACCCCCCGAGAUGACAAGGUACAAAUCUGUCGUUCUGCCCCUGAACAGGCAGUUAACCCACUGUUCCUAGGCCGUCAUUGAAAAUAAGAAUUUGUUCUUAACUGACUUGCCUGGUUAAAUAAAGGUAAAAAUAAAAUGUAGGGCAACCACUUUUUUUCUCUUAAAUGAAAUAAACUGUUUGAAGUGA